GGACAGGAUCCCCGGGAGCACAUGCGGUAGUACUUGCGCGCCGCGCGCGCGCCAGGGGCGCGGGGCCGAGGUCUCGGGUUGUUGCGAGCGUAAAGCCGGCGGACAUCUCGCCGGACGCGCCCGCGGGGCCGGGCGGCUCCUGAGAACCGUGGGUGCGCGCUUCGAAAAGACGCUAGCAUAUCUGUACAUACUAGUUCCAAGCCAGCAGGAGAUGUGGUAUAAGUUCGGCGCUAGAGGGCAGUAGCCCCAGCCGAUCGCUGCCAUGAGCUCUAGACCAUCAUGAGAGUGCUCGCGCCCUGGCGGCAGCGGGCUGCCGUCGCGCCCGGCGGGGCGGCGGCCGAGGAGGGGCAGCCCCUCGAGGUCGCGCGCAAGUCGGCCGCGGCGGGCGCCGUCGACCCCGGCGAGGCGGCGCAGCCCCUCGAGGUCGCGCGGAAGUCGGGCCGGUCCGGCGACCUGAUCGAGGAGGCCGGCCUCGUCGCCGCGCGGCCGCCGCCGCCGCGGUCGCGCGCGCGCCGGGCGCUGAGGGCGGCGCGCCGGCGCCCCCUGACCAUCGCGACGGCGGCGGUCGUCGUCGCGGCGCUGGCGUCGCUCGUGCCCGUGAUCUGGCUCGCGGCGCUCGCGGCGCGCGGCCUCGGCGCGGCCGGCGCCGUCGCGCGCGUGACCCUCGAGGGGCGCGACGUCGUCGUCGCCGUCGACGCGAAGCCGCAGUUCCUCCGGUCCACGCUCCACGAGGUCGUCGUGACCGCCGCCGACUGCGCCGUCGAUCUGCGCUUCGCCGGCGAGGACUUCGCGCGCGCCGGGCGCCUCUCGGCCCAGCCGGGCCGCGCGUGGCCGCUGGUGUCCGCGCGCGAGCGCACGCGCCGGCGCGUCGACCUGCGCCUCCACCGCAUCGACUUCGACCAGCUGCGGCGCCUGCACCGCCCCGAGGACCUCGCCGGCGCGCGCCUGGUCUGCGACGUGCGGACGCGAACGCGGCUCUGGCAUGCGCUGCCCGUCGAGGUGCUGCUCCGCGGCGUCCGCGCGUCCUGGCGCGGCGCCGGCGCCGGCGCCAAGGGCGCUGCCGACAGCGCCGGCGCCGACAGCGCCGCCGCCGCCCCCGGUGCCGCCGCCGCCCCCGGUGCCGCCGCCGCCCCCGGUGCCGACGCCGACGCCGGCGUCGUCGCCGCCCCCGAGACCAUCGACGCGACCGACCCGAUCCGGCGCGUCGCGCGGACGCUGCGCGAGGUCGUGCGGGAGCUCGCGCGCGUCGAGCCCGAGUGGCGCGAGGACAGCGCGGCGCUCGCGUACGCGCCGCCCGCGUUCGCCGUGGCGCUGCCUCCAGCGGUCGACCGCGUCGUCCUCGCGGUGCCGGCGGUCGCGGUCGACGCGCUGCUGCCGGCGCUCAACGAGACGGACGCCGCGGCGGCGGCGGCGCGCGUCGAGCUCGCCGCCUUCGAGGUCGACCUGCGCCGCGGCGCGCUGGGAACCGCGUGCGCGAGCCCGCGCGCCGCCGCGUGCGGGCCGCUCGUCCUGCGCGCCACCGACGACGACGGCCGGGCGAAGCGCGCGCUCAAGCACCAGCUCCUGCGGCGCGAGCUCCGGGUCCGCACGCGCAUGGACGCCGCGACGUUCCUCGGCGCGCUCGCCGGCGACCACGCGCUCGACGUCGCGACGCCCGAGGCGCGGGCGCGCGUCCUGCCGCGCGGGGCGCCGCGCGGGCGCCGGCGCCUCCGCACCGCCGCCGCCCCCGGCCUCUUCGAGCGGAGCUGCCCGCGCGACGCCGGCUGCCAGCCGAUGAUCUGGGACGACUCGCUCGACUGCAAGUUGUGCAUCUCGGCCAAGGGCGCGUUCUGCGCCCACCUCGAGGUCGUGGACCCCACGGCGAACAGGACGAAGGUGGACUGGCGCGCCGUCUUCGACACGGCGGACGGCAACGCGGUCCUGGGGCGGCUCGAGGACGCCAAGUCGGCCAGGCCCCGCUUCGUCGCCGUCGAGGCCCGCGGUUUCGUCGGCGAGCCCGGGCGCCCAGCCCUCGAAUCCUACUUGAACAUCAGCGACAAGGGGGGAGAGCUGCUCCGCGCCGAUUUCGUCGCGGAUGGCGCGGCGAGCGGAAAAAGAGCCUCGGGCCUAACGUCCCUAACCGUGCGCGUCGACGCAAAGGAGGAGCUUGAUGCGACGGUCUCGGGCGCCGUCGACUGGAGCGGCACGGAGGACGCGGAUCAGACGGACCUCCAGGCCAGCAUGACGGUCAUCAACAAGGACCAAGAACGGCUACACAUGGCGAUGACCGCCGACGGCGACUCGCAGGACGAGGCCAUGGCUGGCUCGCUUGGGCUACUCGUGCGAACGGACGCUGACGACAAGCUUGAUGGCCAUCUGUCGGGCGCCGUCGACUGGAGCGGCAUGACCGACGCGAAUCAGACGGACCUAUGGGCCAGCAUGACGGUCAGCAACAAGCAGCGGGAACGGCUACACAUGGCGAUGACCGCCGACGGGGACUCGCAGGACGAGGCUAUGGCUGGCUCCAUGGGGCUGCUCGUGCGCGUCGAUAACGAGAACGAGGUCGACGGCCUUGUGUCAGGCAGCUUCGACUGGAGCGGCACGGAGGACGCGGAUCAGACGGACCUACGGGCCAGCAUGACGGUCAGCAACAAGCAGCGGGAACGGCUGCACAUGGCAAUGACCGCCGACGGCGACUCGCGAAACAAGGCUAGGGAGGGCUCGCUCGGGCUCGCGCUGCGCGUCAACGCUGACGAGAAGUUCGACGGCCUUGUGUCGGGCGGCCUCGACUGGAGCGACGCCCUGGAGGCCCGCAUGACGGUCAGCAACGAGGGUAGAGAGAAGGUCCACAUGGCGAUGACCGCGGACGGCAACUCGCGAUUCCGCGAGAGGGACGGCUCCCUCGGGCUGCUCGUGCGCGUCGAUAACGAGAACGAGGUCGACGGCCUUGUGUCAGGCAGCUUCGACUGGAGCGGCACGGAGGACGCGGAUCAGACGGACCUACGGGCCAGCAUGACGGUCAGCAACAAGCAGCGGGAACGGCUGCACAUGGCAAUGACUGCCGACGGCGACUCGCGAAACAAGGCUAGGGGCUCGCUCGGGCUCGCGCUGCGCGUCGACGCUGACGAGAAGUUCGACGGCCGCGUCUCGGGCGGCCUCGACUGGAGCGACGCCCUGGAGGCCCGCAUGACGGUCAGCAACGAGGGUAGAGAGAAGGUCCACAUGGCGAUGACCGCGGACGGCAACUCGCGAUUCCGCGAGAGGGACGGCUCCCUCGGGCUGCUCGUGCGCGUCGAUAACGAGAACGAGGUCGACGGCCUUGUGUCAGGCAGCUUCGACUGGAGCGGCACGGAGGACGCGGAUCAGACGGACCUACGGGCCAGCAUGACGGUCAGCAACAAGCAGCGGGAACGGCUGCACAUGGCAAUGACCGCCGACGGCGACUCGCGAAACAAGGCUAGGGAGGGCUCGCUCGGGCUCGCGCUGCGCGUCGACGCUGACGAGAAGUUCGACGGCCUUGUGUCGGGCGGCCUCGACUGGAGCGACGCCCUGGAGGCCCGCAUGACGGUCAGCAACGAGGGUAGAGAGAAGGUCCACAUGGCGAUGACCGCGGACGGCAACUCGCGAUUCCGCGAGAGGGACGGCUCCCUCGGGCUGCUCGUGCGCGUCGAUAACGAGAACGAGGUCGACGGCCUUGUGUCAGGCAGCUUCGACUGGAGCGGCACGGAGGACGCGGAUCAGACGGACCUACGGGCCAGCAUGACGGUCAGCAACAAGCAGCGGGAACGGCUGCACAUGGCAAUGACUGCCGACGGCGACUCGCGAAACAAGGCUAGGGAGGGCUCGCUCGGGCUCGCGCUGCGCGUCGACGCUGACGAGAAGUUCGACGGCCGCGUCUCGGGCGGCCUCGACUGGAGCGACGCCCUGGAGGCCCGCAUGACGGUCAGCAACGAGGGUAGAGAGAAGGUCCACAUGGCGAUGACCGCGGACGGCAACUCGCGAUUCCGCGAGAGGGACGGCUCCCUCGGGCUGCUCGUGCGCGUCGAUAACGAGAACGAGGUCGACGGCCUUGUGUCAGGCAGCUUCGACUGGAGCGGCACGGAGGACGCGGAUCAGACGGACCUACGGGCCAGCAUGACGGUCAGCAACAAGCAGCGGGAACGGCUGCACAUGGCAAUGACCGCCGACGGCGACUCGCGAAACAAGGCUAGGGAGGGCUCGCUCGGGCUCGCGCUGCGCGUCGACGCUGACGAGAAGUUCGACGGCCUUGUGUCGGGCGGCCUCGACUGGAGCGACGCCCUGGAGGCCCGCAUGACGGUCAGCAACGAGGGUAGAGAGAAGGUCCACAUGGCGAUGACCGCGGACGGCAACUCGCGAUUCCGCGAGAGGGACGGCUCCCUCGGGCUGCUCGUGCGCGUCGAUAACGAGAACGAGGUCGACGGCCUUGUGUCAGGCAGCUUCGACUGGAGCGGCACGGAGGACGCGGAUCAGACGGACCUACGGGCCAGCAUGACGGUCAGCAACAAGCAGCGGGAACGGCUGCACAUGGCAAUGACCGCCGACGGCGACUCGCGAAACAAGGCUAGGGAGGCUCGCUCAGGCUCGCGCUGCGCGUCGACGCUGACGAAGUUCGACGGCCUUGUGUCGGGCGGCCUCGACUGGAGCGACGCCCUGGAGGCCCGCAUGACGGUCAGCAACGAGGGUAGAGAGAAGGUCCACAUGGCGAUGACCGCGGACGGCAACUCGCGAUUCCGCGAGAGGGACGGCUCCCUCGGGCUGCUCGUGCGCUUGCCGUCGAUAACGAACGAGGUCGACGGCCUUGUGUCAGGCAGCUUCGACUGGAGCGGCACGGAGGACGCGGAUCAGACGGACCUACGGGCCAGCAUGACGGUCAGCAACAAGCAGCGGGAACGGCUGCACAUGGCAAUGACCGCCGACGGCGACUCGCGAAACAAGGCUAGGGAGGGCUCGCUCGGGCUCGCGCUGCGCGUCGACGCUGACGAGAAGUUCGACGGCCUUGUGUCGGGCGGCCUCGACUGGAGCGACGCCCUGGAGGCCCGCAUGACGGUCAGCAACGAGGGUAGAGAGAAGGUCCACAUGGCGAUGACCGCGGACGGCAACUCGCGAUUCCGCGAGAGGGACGGCUCCCUCGGGCUGCUCGUGCGCGUCGAUAACGAGAACGAGGUCGACGGCCUUGUGUCAGGCAGCUUCGACUGGAGCGGCACGGAGGACGCGGAUCAGACGGACCUACGGGCCAGCAUGACGGUCAGCAACAAGCAGCGGGAACGGCUGCACAUGGCAAUGACGGCCGACGGCGACUCGCGAAACAAGGCUAGGGAGGGCUCGCUCGGGCUCGCGCUGCGCGUCGACGCUGACGAGAAGUUCGACGGCCGCGUCUCGGGCGGCCUCGACUGGAGCGACGCCCUGGAGGCCCGCAUGACGGUCAGCAACGAGGGUAGAGAGAAGGUCCACAUGGCGAUGACCGCGGACGGCAACUCGCGAUUCCGCGAGAGGGACGGCUCCCUCGGGCUGCUCGUGCGCGUCGAUAACGAGAACGAGGUCGACGGCCUUGUGUCAGGCAGCUUCGACUGGAGCGGCACGGAGGACGCGGAUCAGACGGACCUACGGGCCAGCAUGACGGUCAGCAACAAGCAGCGGGAACGGCUGCACAUGGCAAUGACCGCCGACGGCGACUCGCGAAACAAGGCUAGGAGGGGCUCGCUCGGGCUCGCGCUGCGCGUCGACGCUGACGAGAAGUUCGACGGCCUUGUGUCGGGCGGCCUCGACUGGAGCGACGCCCUGGAGGCCCGCAUGACGGUCAGCAACGAGGGUAGAGAGAAGGUCCACAUGGCGAUGACCGCGGACGGCAACUCGCGAUUCCGCGAGAGGGACGGCUCCCUCGGGCUGCUCGUGCGCGUCGAUAACGAGAACGAGGUCGACGGCCUUGUGUCAGGCAGCUUCGACUGGAGCGGCACGGAGGACGCGGAUCAGACGGACCUACGGGCCAGCAUGACGGUCAGCAACAAGCAGCGGGAACGGCUGCACAUGGCAAUGACCGCCGACGGCGACUCGCGAAACAAGGCUAGGGAGGGCUCGCUCAGGCUCGCGCUGCGCGUCGACGCUGACGAGAAGUUCGACGGCCUUGUGUCGGGCGGCCUCGACUGGAGCGACGCCCUGGAGGCCCGCAUGACGGUCAGCAACGAGGGUAGAGAGAAGGUCCACAUGGCGAUGACCGCGGACGGCAACUCGCGAUUCCGCGAGAGGGACGGCUCCCUCGGGCUGCUCGUGCGCGUCGAUAACGAGAACGAGGUCGACGGCCUUGUGUCAGGCAGCUUCGACUGGAGCGGCACGGAGGACGCGGAUCAGACGGACCUACGGGCCAGCAUGACGGUCAGCAACAAGGACCAAGAACGGCUGCACAUGGCAAUGACCGCCGACGGCGACUCGCGAAACAAGGCUAGGGAGGGCUCGCUCGGGCUCGCGCUGCGCGUCGACGCUGACGAGAAGUUCGACGGCCUUGUGUCGGGCGGCCUCGACUGGAGCGACGCCCUGGAGGCCCGCAUGACGGUCAGCAACGAGGGUAGAGAGAAGGUCCACAUGGCGAUGACCGCGGACGGCAACUCGCGAUUCCGCGAGAGGGACGGCUCCCUCGGGCUGCUCGUGCGCGUCGAUAACGAGAACGAGGUCGACGGCCUUGUGUCAGGCAGCUUCGACUGGAGCGGCACGGAGGACGCGGAUCAGACGGACCUACGGGCCAGCAUGACGGUCAGCAACAAGCAGCGGGAACGGCUGCACAUGGCAAUGACCGCCGACGGCGACUCGCGAAACAAGGCUAGGGAGGGCUCGCUCAGGCUCGCGCUGCGCGUCGACGCUGACGAGAAGUUCGACGGCCUUGUGUCGGGCGGCCUCGACUGGAGCGACGCCCUGGAGGCCCGCAUGACGGUCAGCAACGAGGGUAGAGAGAAGGUCCACAUGGCGAUGACCGCGGACGGCAACUCGCGAUUCCGCGAGAGGGACGGCUCCCUCGGGCUGCUCGUGCGCGUCGAUAACGAGAACGAGGUCGACGGCCUUGUGUCAGGCAGCUUCGACUGGAGCGGCACGGAGGACGCGGAUCAGACGGACCUACGGGCCAGCAUGACGGUCAUCAACAAGCAGCGAGAACGGCUACACAUGGCGAUGACCGCCGACGGCGACUCGCAGGACGAGGCCAUGGCUGGCUCGCUUGGGCUACUCGUGCGAACGGACGCUGACGACAAGCUUGAUGGCCAUCUGUCGGGCGCCGUCGACUGGAGCGGCAUGACCGACGCGAAUCGAGACGACCUGCAGGCCAGCAUGACGGUCAUCAACCGGAACCGCGAGAAGCUGCAUAUGGCCAUGACCGCCGACGGCGACUCGCAGGACGAGGCCAUGGCUGGCUCGCUCGGGCUCGCGCUGCGCGUCGACGCAAAGGAGCAGCUCGAUGCGACGGUCUCGGGCACCGCCGACUGGAGCGGCACGGAGGAGGACCUACGGGCCAGCAUGACGGUCAUCAACAAGCAGCGAGAACGGCUACACAUGGCGAUGACCGCCGACGGCGACUCGCAGGACGAGGCCAUGGCUGGCUCGCUUGGGCUACUCGUGCGAACGGACGCUGACGACAAGCUUGAUGGCCAUCUGUCGGGCGCCGUCGACUGGAGCGGCAUGACCGACGCGAAUCGAGACGACCUGCAGGCCAGCAUGACGGUCAUCAACCGGAACCGCGAGAAGCUGCAUAUGGCCAUGACCGCCGACGGCGACUCGCAGGACGAGGCCAUGGCUGGCUCGCUCGGGCUCGCGCUGCGCGUCGACGCAAAGGAGCAGCUCGAUGCGACGGUCUCGGGCACCGCCGACUGGAGCGGCACGGAGGAGGACCUACGGGCCAGCAUGACGGUCAGCAACAAGGACCAAGAACGGCUGCACAUGGCAAUGACCGCCGACGGCGACUCGCAGGACGAGGCCAUGGCUGGCUCGCUUGGGCUACUCGUGCGAACGGACGCUGACGACAAGCUUGAUGGCCAUCUGUCGGGCGCCGUCGACUGGAGCGGCAUGACCGACGCCUUGAAUCGAGACGACCUGCAGGCCAGCAUGACGGUCAUCAACCGGAACCGCGAGAAGCUGCAUAUGGCCAUGACCGCCGACGGCGACUCGCAGGACGAGGCCAUGGCUGGCUCGCUCGGGCUCGCUGCUGCGCGUCGACGCAAAGGAGCAGCUCGAUGCGACGGUCUCGGGCACCGCCGACUGGAGCGGCACGGAGGAGGACCUACGGGCCAGCAUGACGGUCAGCAACAAGGACCAAGAACGGCUGCACAUGGCAAUGACCGCCGACGGCGACUCGCAGGACGAGGCCAUGGCUGGCUCGCUUGGGCUACUCGUGCGAACGGACGCUGACGACAAGCUUGAUGGCCAUCUGUCGGGCGCCGUCGACUGGAGCGGCAUGACCGACGCGAAUCGAGACGACCUGCAGGCCAGCAUGACGGUCAUCAACCGGAACCGCGAGAAGCUGCAUAUGGCCAUGACCGCCGACGGCGACUCGCAGGACGAGGCCAUGGCUGGCUCGCUCGGGCUCGCGCUGCGCGUCGACGCAAAGGAGCAGCUCGAUGCGACGGUCUCGGGCACCGCCGACUGGAGCGGCACGGAGGAGGACCUACGGGCCAGCAUGACGGUCAUCAACAAGCAGCGAGAACGGCUACACAUGGCGAUGACCGCCGACGGCGACUCGCAGGACGAGGCCAUGGCUGGCUCGCUUGGGCUACUCGUGCGAACGGACGCUGACGACAAGCUUGAUGGCCAUCUGUCGGGCGCCGUCGACUGGAGCGGCAUGACCGACGCGAAUCGAGACGACCUGCAGGCCAGCAUGACGGUCAUCAACCGGAACCGCGAGAAGCUGCAUAUGGCCAUGACCGCCGACGGCGACUCGCAGGACGAGGCCAUGGCUGGCUCGCUCGGGCUCGCGCUGCGCGUCGACGCAAAGGAGCAGCUCGAUGCGACGGUCUCGGGCACCGCCGACUGGAGCGGCACGGAGGAGGACCUACGGGCCAGCAUGACGGUCAUCAACAAGCAGCGGGAACGGCUGCACAUGGCAAUGACCGCCGACGGCGACUCGCGAAACAAGGCUAGGGAGGGCUCGCUCAGGCUCGCGCUGCGCGUCGACGCUGACGAGAAGUUCGACGGCCUUGUGUCGGGCGGCCUCGACUGGAGCGACGCCCUGGAGGCCCGCAUGACGGUCAGCAACGAGGGUAGAGAGAAGGUCCACAUGGCGAUGACCGCGGACGGCAACUCGCGAUUCCGCGAGAGGGACGGCUCCCUCGGGCUGCUCGUGCGCGUCGAUAACGAGAACGAGGUCGACGGCCUUGUGUCAGGCAGCUUCGACUGGAGCGGCACGGAGGACGCGGAUCAGACGGACCUACGGGCCAGCAUGACGGUCAGCAACAAGGACCAAGAACGGCUGCACAUGGCAAUGACCGCCGACGGCGACUCGCAGGACGAGGCCAUGGCUGGCUCGCUUGGGCUACUCGUGCGAACGGACGCUGACGACAAGCUUGAUGGCCAUCUGUCGGGCGCCGUCGACUGGAGCGGCAUGACCGACGCGAAUCGAGACGACCUGCAGGCCAGCAUGACGGUCAUCAACCGGAACCGCGAGAAGCUGCAUAUGGCCAUGACCGCCGACGGCGACUCGCAGGACGAGGCCAUGGCUGGCUCGCUCGGGCUCGCGCUGCGCGUCGACGCAAAGGAGCAGCUCGAUGCGACGGUCUCGGGCACCGCCGACUGGAGCGGCACGGAGGAGGACCUACGGGCCAGCAUGACGGUCAUCAACAAGCAGCGAGAACGGCUACACAUGGCGAUGACCGCCGACGGCGACUCGCAGGACGAGGCCAUGGCUGGCUCGCUUGGGCUACUCGUGCGAACGGACGCUGACGACAAGCUUGAUGGCCAUCUGUCGGGCGCCGUCGACUGGAGCGGCAUGACCGACGCGAAUCGAGACGACCUGCAGGCCAGCAUGACGGUCAUCAACCGGAACCGCGAGAAGCUGCAUAUGGCCAUGACCGCCGACGGCGACUCGCAGGACGAGGCCAUGGCUGGCUCGCUCGGGCUACUCGUGCGAACGGACGCUGACGACAAGCUUGAUGGCCAUCUGUCGGGCGCCGUCGACUGGAGCGGCAUGACCGACGCGAAUCGAGACGACCUGCAGGCCAGCAUGACGGUCAUCAACCGGAACCGCGAGAAGCUGCAUAUGGCCAUGACCGCCGACGGCGACUCGCAGGACGAGGCCAUGGCUGGCUCGCUCGGGCUCGCGCUGCGCGUCGACGCAAAGGAGCAGCUCGAUGCGACGGUCUCGGGCACCGCCGACUGGAGCGGCACGGAGGAGGACCUACGGGCCAGCAUGACGGUCAUCAACAAGCAGCGAGAACGGCUACACAUGGCGAUGACCGCCGACGGCGACUCGCAGGACGAGGCCAUGGCUGGCUCGCUUGGGCUACUCGUGCGAACGGACGCUGACGACAAGCUUGAUGGCCAUCUGUCGGGCGCCGUCGACUGGAGCGGCAUGACCGACGCGAAUCGAGACGACCUGCAGGCCAGCAUGACGGUCAUCAACCGGAACCGCGAGAAGCUGCAUAUGGCCAUGACCGCGGACGGCAACUCGCGAUUCCGCGAGAGGGACGGCUCCCUCGGGCUGCUCGUGCGCCUCGAUAACGAGGAGGAGAUCGACGGCCUUGUGUCCGGCGGCUUCGACUGGAGCGGCACGACGCACCCGAGCCGAGACGACAUACGGGUCCGCAUGGCGGUCAGCAACAAGGACCGAGAACGGUUCCGCAUGGCGAUGACCGCGGACGGCGACUCGCAGGACGAGGCCGUGUCAGGCUCGCUGGGGCUCGCUCUGUUCGCUGAGGCGGACGAGAAGUUCGACGGCCGCGUCUCGGGCGGCCUCGACUGGGCGACGCCCCUCGAGGCCAGCAUGACGGUCAGCAACCGGAACCGCGAGAAGCUGCACAUGGCCAUGACCGCGGACGGCAACUCGCGAUUCCGCGAGAGGACGGCCCUCGGGCUGCUCGUGCGCCUCGAUGACGAGGAGGAGAUCGACGGCCUUGUGUCCGGCGGCUUCGACUGGAGCGGCACGACGCACCCGAGCCGAGACGACAUACGGGUCCGCAUGGCGGUCAGCAACAAGGACCGAGAACGGUUCCGCAUGGCGAUGACCGCGGACGGCGACUCGCAGGACGAGGCCGUGUCAGGCUCGCUGGGGCUCGCUCUGUUCGCUGAGGCGGACGAGAAGUUCGACGGCCGCGUCUCGGGCGGCCUCGACUGGAGCGACGCCCUCGAGGCCAGCAUGACGGUCAGCAACCGGAACCGCGAGAAGCUGCACAUGGCCAUGACCGCGGACGGCAACUCGCGAUUCCGCGAGAGGACGGCCCUCGGGCUGCUCGUGCGCCUCGAUGACGAGGAGGAGAUCGACGGCCUUGUGUCGGGCGGCCUCGACUGGAGCGGCACGACGCACCCGAGCCGAGACGACAUACGGGUCCGCAUGGCGGUCAGCAACAAGGACCGAGAACGGUUCCGCAUGGCGAUGACCGCGGACGGCGACUUCGCAGGACGAGGCCGUGUCAGGCUCGCUGGGGCUCGCUCUGUUCGCUGAGGCGGACGAGAAGUUCGACGGCCGCGUCUCGGGCGGCCUCGACUGGAGCGACGCCCUCGAGGCCAGCAUGACGGUCAGCAACCGGAACCGCGAGAAGCUGCACAUGGCCAUGACCGCGGACGGCAACUCGCGAUUCCGCGAGAGGGACGGCUCCCUCGGGCUGCUCGUGCGCCUCGAUGACGAGGAGGAGAUCGACGGCCUUGUGUCCGGCGGCUUGGACUGGAGCGGCACGACGCACCCGAGCCGAGACGACAUACGGGUCCGCAUGGCGGUCAGCAACAAGGACCGAGAACGGUUCCGCAUGGCGAUGACCGCGGACGGCGACUCGCAGGACGAGGCCGUGUCAGGCUCGCUGGGGCUCGCUCUGUUCGCUGAGGCGGACGAGAAGUUCGACGGCCGCGUCUCGGGCGGCCUCGACUGGAGCGACGCCCUCGAGGCCACUAUGACGGUCAGCAACCGGAACCGCGAGAAGCUGCACAUGGCCAUGACCGCGGACGGCAACUCGCGAUUCCGCGAGAGGGACGGCUCCCUCGGGCUGCUCGUGCGCCUCGAUGACGAGGAGGAGAUCGACGGCCUUGUGUCCGGCGGCCUCGACUGGAGCGGCACGACGCACCCGAGCCGAGACGACAUACGGGUCCGCAUGGCGGUCAGCAACAAGGACCGAGAACGGUUCCGCAUGGCGAUGACCGCGGACGGCGACUCGCAGGACGAGGCCGUGUCAGGCUCGCUGGGGCUCGCUCUGUUCGCUGAGGCGGACGAGAAGUUCGACGGCCGCGUCUCGGGCGGCCUCGACUGGAGCGACGCCCUCGAGGCCAGCAUGACGGUCAGCAACCGGAACCGCGAGAAGCUGCACAUGGCCAUGACCGCGGACGGCAACUCGCGAUUCCGCGAGAGGACGGCCCUCGGGCUGCUCGUGCGCCUCGAUGACGAGGAGGAGAUCGACGGCCUUGUGUCCGGCGGCCUCGACUGGAGCGGCACGACGCACCCGAGCCGAGACGACAUACGGGUCCGCAUGGCGGUCAGCAACAAGGACCGAGAACGGUUCCGCAUGGCGAUGACCGCGGACGGCGACUCGCAGGACGAGGCCGUGUCAGGCUCGCUGGGGCUCGCUCUGUUCGCUGAGGCGGACGAGAAGUUCGACGGCCGCGUCUCGGGCGGCCUCGACUGGAGCGACGCCCUCGAGGCCAGCAUGACGGUCAGCAACCGGAACCGCGAGAAGCUGCACAUGGCCAUGACCGCGGACGGCAACUCGCGAUUCCGCGAGAGGGACGGCUCCCUCGGGCUGCUCGUGCGCCUCGAUGACGAGGAGGAGAUCGACGGCCUUGUGUCCGGCGGCUUGGACUGGAGCGGCACGACGCACCCGAGCCGAGACGACAUACGGGUCCGCAUGGCGGUCAGCAACAAGGACCGAGAACGGUUCCGCAUGGCGAUGACCGCGGACGGCGACUCGCAGGACGAGGCCGUGUCAGGCUCGCUGGGGCUCGCUCUGUUCGCUGAGGCGGACGAGAAGUUCGACGGCCGCGUCUCGGGCGGCCUCGACUGGAGCGACGCCCUCGAGGCCAGCAUGACGGUCAGCAACCGGAACCGCGAGAAGCUGCACAUGGCCAUGACCGCGACGGCAACUCGCGAUUCCGCGAGAGGACGGCCCCUCGGGCUGCUCGUGCGCCUCGAUGACGAGGAGGAGAUCGACGGCCUUGUGUCCGGCGGCUUGGACUGGAGCGGCACGACGCACCCGAGCCGAGACGACAUACGGGUCCGCAUGGCGGUCAGCAACAAGGACCGAGAACGGUUCCGCAUGGCGAUGACCGCGGACGGCGACUCGCAGGACGAGGCCGUGUCAGGCUCGCUGGGGCUCGCUCUGUUCGCUGAGGCGGACGAGAAGCUCGACGGCCGCGUCUCGGGCGGCCUCGACUGGAGCGACGCCCUCGAGGCCAGCAUGACGGUCAGCAACCGGAACCGCGAGAAGCUGCACAUGGCGAUGACCGCGGACGGCAACUCGCGAUUCCGCGAGAGGGACGGCUCCCUCGGGCUGCUCGUGCGCCUCGAUGACGAGGAGGAGAUCGACGGCCUUGUGUCCGGCGGCUUGGACUGGAGCGGCACGGAGGUCGCGAAUCAGACGGACCUACGGGCCAGCAUGACGGUCAGCAACAACCAGCGGGAACGGCUGCACAUGGCGAUGACCGCCGACGGCGACUCGCGAUUCCGCGAGAGGGACGGCUCCCUCGGGCUGCUCGUGCGCGUCGAUAACGAGAACGAAGUCGACGGCCUUGUGUCCGGCAACCUCGACUGGAGCGGCACGGAGGUCGCGGAUCAGACGGACCUACGGGCCAGCAUGACGGUCAGCAACAAACAGCGGGAACGGCUGCACAUGGCGAUGACCGCCGACGGCGACUCUCGAAACAAGGCUAGAGACGGCUCGCUCGGGCUCGCUCUGCGCGUCGACGCUGACGAGAAGUUCGACGGCCUUGUGUCGGGCGGCCUCGACUGGAGCGACGCCCUGGAGGCCACUAUGACGGUCAGCAACGAGGGUAGAGAGAAGGUCCACAUGUCGAUGACCGCCGAUGGCGACUCGCAGGACGAGGCCAUGGCUGGCUCGCUUGGGCUACUCGUGCGAACGGACGCUGACGACAAGCUUGAUGGCCAUCUGUCGGGCGCCGUCGACUGGAGCGGCAUGACCGACGCGAAUCGAGACGACCUGCAGGCCAGCAUGACGGUCAUCAACCGGAACCGCGAGAAGCUGCACAUGGCGAUGACCGCCGACGGCGACUCGCAGGACGAGGCCAUGGCUGGCUCGCUCGGGCUCGCUCUGCGCGUCGACGCUGACGAGAAGUUUGACGGCCGCGUCUCGGGCGGCCUCGACUGGAGCGACGCCCUGGAGGCCACUAUGACGGUCAGCAACAAGCAGCGAGAACGGCUACACAUGGCGAUGACCGCCGACGGCGACUCGCAGGACGAGGCCAUGGCUGGCUCGCUCGGGCUCGCGCUGCGCGUCGACGCAAAGGAGGAGCUCGAUGCGACGGUCUCGGGCACCGCCGACUGGAGCGGCACCGAGGAGGACCUACGGGCCAGCAUGACGGUCAUCAACAAGCAGCGAGAACGGCUACACAUGGCGAUGACCGCCGACGGCGACUCGCAGGACGAGGCCAUGGCUGGCUCGCUUGGGCUACUCGUGCGAACGGACGCUGACGACAAGCUUGAUGGCCAUCUGUCGGGCGCCGUCGACUGGAGCGGCAUGACCGACGCGAAUCGAGACGACCUGCAGGCCAGCAUGACGGUCAUCAACCGGAACCGCGAGAAGCUGCACAUGGCGAUGACCGCCGACGGCGACUCGCAGGACGAGGCCAUGGCUGGCUCGCUUGGGCUCGCGCUGCGCGUUGACGGCGACGAGAAGCUCAACGAGACGGUCACGGGCACAGUAAAAUGGAGCGACCACAACGAAUCGGGCGUGGCCUACGUCCUCGGCAUGAAGGUGACCGACCUGGAAGCCGCGCGGGAGCGCUUCCUCGUCCACGUCGACCACGACUGGGUCAAGGACGACGCCACGGACCGCUUCGCUCUUGGCUACGGGGGACACGUCGACGUCGACGGGAGGACGGUGCUGCAGCAGCGCUUCCUGCUCCAGAGGGAAGGGGACCUGCGCCAGCCGGCGACUGAGUCCACAGCGCUUCCAACGUCCCCGCCAACGGCCGCGACGACGGCCGCGCCGUCGUCGUCGACGCCGUUUGCGACCCCGACGCCGACGGGUUCGACCUCCGGCGGGCGGCGCCUGGCGACCGUGGCGGAGCUCAAGGCGGAACAGGAGGUCCACGAGCGCACGUCGUGCGUCUACGGCGCGGUGGACAUGAACAGCACCGACCUGAUGGGGUUCGACAGCCUGACGAUGGACAUGGACGGCGGCGCCGCGAUCGAGGGCCUCCGCGAGGGCUUCGCGGGCGUCUGGCGCGACGCGAAGGUCGUCUCGAGCUCGAUGGCCGUCGCGAUGCGGAUGGACGGCGAGCCCUGGAGCUACGAGGCCAAGCCGAACCGCGCGUUUGCGUGCGAUGCGGUCGUGACCGCGACCCUGGUCACGUACGUGGCCUCGCGCGCGGGCGCGGUCGCGCGCGACUGGGACGACGACGGCCGCGUCGAGCUCGGGACCUUCGGCCCGACGGCGGCGCCGACGACAGCGGAGUCGCCCGCUCCGACGACGGCCAGCCCGACGCAGCCGCCGACCCUGCUUCCUUCGCCGCUGCCGUCGUCGACGCCCACGUCGACGCCAACAUACACACCGACGGCUGCGCCGUCGAUCGUGCCAACGGCCACGCCCACCGCCCUUCCGACGUCCGCACCGACGAUCGUGCCGACGGUCGUGCCGACGGCCAAGCCUACGGCGCCGCCGACGUCCAUACCGACGAUCGUGCCGUCGAUCGUGCCAACGGCCACGCCCACCGCCCUUCCGACGUCCGCACCGACGAUCGUGCCGACGGUCGUGCCGACGGCCAAGCCUACGGCGCCGCCGACGCCUACGCCGACGAUCGUGCCGACGGUCGUGCCGACGGCCAAGCCUACGGCGCCGCCGACGUCCAUACCGACGGAUGCGCCGACGACGGCCAUGCCAUCGUCAACGCCGACAUCCGAUCCAACGUGGACGCCGACGUCUAUGCCGACGUCAGCUCCGACGGCUAGGCCGACGGCCACGCCCACGGCCCGCCCGACGUCCACGCCGACAGCCGCGCCGACGGCCACGCCCACGUCCCUUCCGACGUCGUCCCCGAUAUCUGCGCCGACCGCGAUUCCGUCAACUGUCCCGACCGUGCGACCUUCCGGGACCCCGACGUCGUCGCCAUCGCACAGACCAACUCCGCGGCCGACGCCGCGGCCGACGGCCCGACCGACGCCUGCACCGUCGGCCCGGCCGACUCCCCGGCCGUCGGCCCGACCGACGCCGGCGCCCUCGUUUGCGCCGACGCCAGGACCCUCGCCGGAGCCCUCGCCGGCGCCGUCCUCGCGCCCGACACCUAAGCCCACGCCACGGCCCACGCCAGCGCCCUCAUUUGUGCCCACGGCGCGGCCCACGCCCGAACCGUCGCCGGCGCCGUCGUCGCGCCCUACGCCUGCGCCGACGCCCCGGCCCUCGCCCGCGCCGACCGCGGCCCCGUCGCGCAAGCCGACCCCAAUGCCCACGCCGCGGCCUACGCCCGCACCAACAACGGCGCCGAGCCCGGGGCCGACCACACGACCUACGCCCGCGCCGUCGGUCACACUGGGCAGCCCGACGGCGUCUCCCGUCUUCGCGCCGACGGCAAGACCCACGCCGGCGCCGAGCCCCAAGCCCACGCCUCUGCCGUCGCCUGCGCCGACGCCGGGCCCGACGCCGGGCCCCUCGUCGCGACCGACGCCGGCGCCCUCGUUUGCGCCGACGCCACGACCCUCGCCGGAGCCCUCGCCGGCGCCGUCCUCGCGCCCGACACCUACGCCCACGCCACGGCCCACGCCAGCGCCCUCAUUUGUGCCCACGGCGCGGCCCACGCCCAAACCGUCGCCGGCGCCGUCGUCGCGCCCUACGCCUGCGCCGACGCCCUGGCCCUCGCCCGCGCCGACCGCGGACCCGUCGCAAAAGCCGACGCCGCGGCCGUCGCCGCGACCGACGCUUAAUCCCUCUCCGGAGCCGUCGCACAAGCCGACGCCCAAUCCGACGACGGCGACGCCGUCGGCUUUGCCCUCGCCGUUGCCGACGUCGUCCCCGACGCCUGUCCCCUCGACGGCCGAGCCGUCGCCCGCGCCGUCGUCCGCGCCGACGCCGUCACCAAGCCCGUCGCCGACGAUGACGAUGCUUCCGUCGGCCGCACCGUCGGCCGCGCCGUCGGCCGCGCCGACGGCCGCGCCCACGGCCGAGCCCACGCCCGCGCCCACGAGCCUGCCCACGAUCUCUUCGCCGCCGUCGGCAGUACCUACAACCGCCCCGACGACCAUAAACUACCGCCUCGCGGACUUCUCGGUGGCGGCGCCGCCGGAGCUGGCCGAGGCGGCCUUCACGGGGACGGGUCUCAAAGUAGAGCAUCUGGUCGUCAACCUCACGGUCCCGGCGACCAAGCCCGUGAGGUUGACGCUGCGCGGCGGCGGUCGGACCGGCAGUGCCCUCCGCUUCUACGACGAGGACCCAGAUAACCCGGGCUACGCGCUCACGUCGGACGCCGGAAGCACCUCCGUCGCGAGGUGGAUCCCCGCCGGCGACACCAUUCUUACCCUCGCCGCCGGCGCGCUCCGGGACCGCGUCGACAACGGGGACAGCGUCGCCCAGAGCGUCACGGUCUUCCUCUCGUCGACGGACCCGAUCUACGGCCGCGCGCGCGGCUUCGAGAAGACGGUUUCCGUAAAUGUGCUGGACGUCGACGUGUCGCUGAUCGCGGUGAACAAAUUCCUGGCGACGACGGACCCCGUCACCUCCGACGCGGCGGCCCUCACGGCGAAAGCAAAGGAGAACGCCGCGACCUUCGUCUUCACGGCGGCGCUGACGAGCCUACCGUUUUCCGCCGUGCGCCUCGAGGUCGAGGGCGACGUCGACGCGUUCGAGAGCAUCUCCGUCGACGGUGCCGAUGGAAUGAACCGGACCGUCGAGCCCGCCGACUGGGCCUCGCUCGCGACGUACACUCUCCGCGUUGCUGACGACGCUGUAUUAUCCGGCGACCGCAACUACUCCGUCUGGUUCGUGGCGCGCUCUGCCGACGCCAACUACGACGGCGUUCGUUCGCCCAAUAUGACGUGCCAAGUCAUCGAGGACGACGUCGCCUUCGCCACCGUGAGCGGCAAGGCGCUGACGGUCGGGGCCGGCGUCGACGGUCCGACGUUCAGCGACGGCUACUGGAUCACGCUCUCCGCGCCGCCGACGGCCAACGUCGUCGUGUCGCUCGACUGCGCCGACACGAAUGUGUUCUACACGAAGCGGCUCGUGUUCACGCCGGACGACUGGGCUCGGAAGUACGUGGCCGUCAACGCCUCUCUCGCAGACCCAGACGUCUUGGAGGGCAGGACGGCCAGACUCACGCAUUACGUCGAAUCCGCCGACGCCUUCUUCGACGACCUCGCCGUCUCAGACGUCGAGAUUGCUGUCGAAUUCUCUGUAGAUAGUGUGCCACCGCCCAAGCUUGAACUUGUGCGGUUCCUGGACGGCGGCAACGGCCUCGACGUGCUCUUCGACAGCCCGACGAACAUGAUCGACGGCGAGUGGGAUAUUGAUUGCGCCACGCUCUUUGAGUACGCGGCGCAGCAAUUCGGCGCGGACGGUACGUGCGCCUGGACGAAUUCGAGCGCGCUGCGCGUAACGUUCGGCGCGGGCGCCCAGAUCGUGCCAUUUGACUACGUGGCCGCGACGACCCUCAACAGCGCGCAUCUCAAGGGCGGCCUGCUGAAGAACGACCUCGACGGCGCGACGCUCACGAGCGCCGCCCAGUACGCCGAGGCCCAAAAGCCGCUGGACCCCAUCUUGCCGGCGAUCUCCAUCACGGCGCCGGAGAGCGUCGGCAAAUGCGACGGCGUCGUCCUCGACGCGCGCGGCGCCACGGGUGGUGGCUCGCGAGCUCUGACGUACAACUGGGGCGUGCUGACGACCUGGGACGCCGAGACGGACGCCGACAUGGCCAGCGUGGCGGCGCUCGAGGCCAAGCUUCAACAGGCCGACGCCGCCGGCGCCGUGACCUUGGACCUCGGCUUCGACGACCUCCUCGAAGGUCGGGCCUACGACUUCCUCAUCGCCGCGACGAAUUUUCUCGGUGGGACGACGACCGUGUCCGCGACCGUCCACAAGCUGGCCUCGCCGGCGCCCGGCGUCCAGUUCCAGGGCGCCGCGACGCAAAACAUGGUCCGGUCCGAUAAAAAGUCGCUCAAGCUCGACGUGGCCCUGCCCAACCUGACCUGCGCGGACGCGAACAUGUCGUCCACGGCGCUGGGCUACGUGUGGCGCGCGUGGCGGCUGGAGGGAGAGACGUACGUCCGAGACCUCGUCCCGAAACUGGCGGAAUACACCGCCAACCCCGUGACGUGUCGCCUCCCGGCGGACGCCCUGGACGCGCAGACGACCUACAAGUUCCAGGUGACCGUCGGCUUCGCGGACAGCAUGACGAUCAACAACUCCGCUACUACGACGGUCGUCGUCGGGUCUCAGGACUUGAUGGCCUCGAUAUCGGGCGGCGUCGAGCAGACCGUGGCGAUCGGCGCCGACGCCGAGCUGGACGGGUCCGAGUCGUACGACCCCGACGACAACGACGCCGAGGGCGCGAUGGCAUACACGUGGACCGUGGCGCACGUGCUGGACGACGGGAGUAGGGAAGACGCGAACUCGUUACUCGCUUCCGUAAACGCGACGCAACCCGUCCUCGCGUUCACGCCGACGACGGCCGCGGGCUGGACGAGCGGCGCGACCUACGAAUUCACGCUGACCGUCUCGCGCGGCACGCGGCGCGCGGCCUACAGCGUGCUGGUGUCAAUCUCGUCGGACGAGUACAUGCCCCGCGCGACGAUCACGGACUUCGACGAGAGCGUCAAGUACAAACCCAUGGACGGCGCGUUCACGGCGAUCUACUUCAAGGCGACGUCCCCCGAUUCUGCUAGAACGAUCGAGCAAACCGCCUGGUCCGUCGGCGACGGGCAGUCGGCGGGCCUCCUCGGCAAGCCCAGCGGGGCACCGUCUCCCAUGCUCAUCGACCUCGGCAAGACGCGGCCCAACGCCGUGUAUCGGCUGAGACUUACGGUCACGGACAGCAUCGGGUCGACGUCCUCGACCGUCGUCUCCCUGACGACGAACGGCCCGCCCACCUCGGGCACGUUCGCCGUCUCGCCGUACCGGGGCACCGCGCUGACGACGGAGUUUGAAUUCCUGCUCGACGGCUGGUCCGACGACGUCGACGACUACCCGCUCACGUACACGUACAGCUACCGCCAGCGGGUAAGCAGGCGCGGCAGCAGUCGUGGCGGCGGGGGCGGGACAAGCUUCGCGGACCGUCGGGCCGCGAACUCGGCCUUGACGCCGCUCGUCGCGGACCAGUACGCGAGCUCGUGGUUCGUCACGACGCUGCCGCAGGCGAACAACGUUAAUCUCACCUGCGUCGGCCGCGUCUUCGACCGCUACCUGUCCUACGCGCAAGCCUUCACGCCCGUGCGGGUGGAUCCGCUCGAGAUCUCGGGCGAGGACCUCUCGGCGCUCGCCGGCGAUUUAUUAUCAGAGUCGGCGAACACGGGCGACGGCGAGGCGUCGCUGUCUCUGGUCUCGAACGUGGCGAGCGUCAUAGGCGGGACCGACAUGAGUCGGCGGAGACUUUCCUCCGAGCAGGAGCUGAUCGACGACCUGAUGGGUCACACGAUCAGCGCGGCGAGCCUGGUGGGCACGGGCUCGUCCGCGGCGGCGGCGACUCAAGUCUUGUUCACUGUCUCGACGCUCACCGGGGACCCCGACUCUCUCUCUGAGAGCUCGCAGACGGGCGCGAUCGGGCUGCUCGGCGAGGUCGUCGGCGACGCCGCGAAACAUGGGAUCGACGACGACACGGCGGCGUCGGCGGCGGAUACCGUCUCGAGCCUCCUGGAUGCGAGCCUGUUCGCGUCGGGCGCGUCGAACACCUCCCUAGACGGGCAGAUGGCCGGCACGGUGGGGGCCCUCGCCACCGGCAUGAUCGCGGGCGCCUACGGCGGCCAGAACAAGAGCGUCGUCACGGACAACCUGGAGCUGCGCGCCUUCCGGACCGACUGCGGGACGCGGGACGCGGCGUUUCGACUGUCCUCCGGGGCCGGCGUGACGGACCUGCCCGCCUCGGCCCUCGACGAGGCCGGGGGCGGCAGCUGCGACGCCGACGCGAGGCGGCGCGGGCGUUCGAGGCGACGGCUCCUGGACGGCGAGCCGGCCGACGUGGACGUGAAAGUGGCCCAAUUGAAGAACGUCCACGCUUCUGAGGGCGACGGCGCCGUCUCGGAUCUGCUGCAGAUCGAACUCGGCGGCGAAGGCGCCACGGUCAAGGUUGACAAUCUCGCCGAACCCAUCGUGUUCGACAUCCCGUUCGACUACGACCCGACGCUCGAGGCCGACUACGACCCGGGCACGGACACGGAGACGUGCUUUAAUCAGUCCCAGGUCCUGACCUUCAACUGCGACGUGCCCACGACCUUUGACUGCGGGGAGUCUCGCGAAGUGACGCUCCCCGACGGGUCGACGAUGACCUUCGAGGCGCCCGUUUACUCGGGAGACGGCGUCCCGCUCGACGUCACCGUGACCUGCCCCGCCAAGACGGCCGCGUGCUCGUUCUGGGAUAAUGUGACGAGAAGCUGGUCCUCCGACGGCUGUUCUGUCGUCGCGAACACGGCGUCCGGCGUGACGUGCGCGUGUACGCAUCUGACCGACUUCGCCGCCUCGACGAUCGCGGCCGACGCGGACGUCGUCGUAGGCUUUCCGCCCUCGCCGGCGCCGUCUACGGCGCCGACUCCCGGACCGACUCCGAAGCCGACGCCUCGGCCUACGACGUCGGCGCCGUCGCCGGCGCCCACGACGGCGCAGCCGACCACGCCGGGGCCGUCGCCGUCGCCGACGCACCGGCCGACGCCGGCCCCCACGCCGGCGCCGACGCCCCUACCCGGCAAUCCCACGGCGGCGCCGGUCUUUGCUCCGACGCCGCGGCCCACGCCAACGCCCACGCCGCGACCGACGCGAGCGCCGUCUCCCAUUCCCACGCCAAUGCCGACGACCGAGCCGCCGUCGCCGUCGCCGACGCACCGGCCGACGCGCAUCCCCACCCCCGCGCCGUCGCAAGCUCAGACGCUGGUCCAGGUCGCUUCGUCGGUGACGCUCGAGGGCGUCAACCCCGUCCUGUUUAACGCCGACAAGACCGGCAGGCAGGCGGCGUUCGCGCAGUCGAUCAUGGACAGCACCGGCGGUCUCUUCGAAGAGAUCAUAGACAUUGUGGCCGCGGGGCGGCGGCGCCUCGACGACGGCGGCGCGGGCGUCGCGAUCUCGUACACGGGCAUCGCCCGCAUCGACGGCACGGAUAACGGCGAACAAGUCUCGGCGGAAAGGCUGGAGCAGUCCAUGGACGCUCUGACGCUGGCGAUUGACGACGGGAGCUUCUUGACCACGCUGCAGGCCGCGGAUUCCGCGUUCGCCGCCGUGACCGUGGACGUGACGGCGACGUACGCGGCGAUUGCGGCGGCCACGGUCGUCUUCGUCGUCACCACGCCGGCGCCGUCCCCGCGGCCGACGUCCAGGCCCUCGCCGGCGCCGUCCCCGCGGCCGACGACAAAACCGUCCCCGCGGCCGACGGCCACAACUUCGAGCGGGGCACCUGGCGGCGCUGUCGGCGACGACGACGGCACCGCCGACGACGCCGCCCCCGCCCCCGCCCCCGCCCCCGCCUCUGGCGGCGGCGGCUCCGACUCGGGCGGUGGCACUCUUAUCAUCAUCAUUGUGGUGUUGGUAGUUGUUAUUUUGAUGCUCCUGUCAGGCAUCGGCGGCUACCUCGUGA
This is a messenger RNA of Pelagomonas calceolata, 23106 nucleotides long. The record is from the annotation of a GenBank genome assembly. Lineage: Eukaryota; Pelagophyceae; Pelagomonadales; Pelagomonadaceae.